UUACUUAUUUUGUGUUCAUACUCUUCAGCUACUUGAGAAAGCAUUGGAAGAAUCUGGCAAUGACCUGGAUGCUGCUAUUAGGAGCCUGCAUGAGCUUCGCCUUGGAUAUGCAGAUGGAAAAUCGGACACGAAAGCUUAUGGAGAGAUGGAAAAUGGUAUGAACCCCACCAAUGUGCCGGCUGCUCAGUCAGAAGAUCCUUCUGAAAACAAGUUUCCUGCCAAUGGUGUAGAAUGGGAGGAAUUGUUUGUGAAGGAAAUGAUGAGUGCUACAAGCAUAGAUGAUGCCAAGGCUCGAGCUACCAGGCUGUUGGAGAACUUAGAGAAAUGCAUUAGUUCACGUGCAGGUGCAGAGGCAGCUCAAAAUUCUCACAAGGAAAAUAUUAUGCUGAAACAGCAAAUAGAAGUGCUUCUCCGAGAGAAUACCAUUCUCAAGAGGGCAGUGUCCAUUCAGCAUGAACGUCAGAAAGAGUAUGAUGAAAGGAACCAGGAAGUGCAUCAAUUAAAGCAGCUGAUUGCUCAGGGUAAAGAGCAAUUGAGAACUCUUGAGAUCAACAAUUAUGCUUUGAAAAUGCAUUUGCGGCAAGCUCAGCAAAGCAACUCUAUCCCUGGAUUCAAUCCAGAUGUGUUUUAAUGUGCCGAACUUUCAAAGGAAGAGAUAGAGCCCAGAUAUGGAUGUUUUACAGGACAUUUUCUUUCUGUUGUCAGAUCUUAGAGUUGUAAGGUUUCUCUAGGCCAACUUGUGCUGAUGAUUCCAGUGAACCUGCACACAAGAGACAGCGCCAAAUUUCCAAUGUUGAAGGUCAGUACUCUUUGUGAUGGAAACAAGCUGAAGUUUAAAUUAUGAUUUUGUUUCUUUCAGUAUGAAUUUUGUGAGGCCUUCAAUUGAUAUACAAAAUUAAUAAACACUAGUUUUAGGAUACGUGCGUUGCACGUGUUAAUUAGCUGAAUCUAUUAAUACCAUAAUUGUUUAUAAUAAAAACAAAUUAUGUAUAAUAACAAUUGACGUUCAAAUAGAUACAACAUUCAUUUAGAUGGAAAAAUGAGUGUUAGUAUUACAUUGAUGUAAUAGGUGAGUUCAAAAUAAUAGGAUAACUUAUGUACCUUCAAACAUGAGAAAUUAAUUAGUCUAGUUUUAUAGCAUGUGUAAUUAUGUUAGAUAUCUCUUAGUAGACAAUGCUCUUGAUAUAUCUCUCCGUCGCUUUUGUUGCUCUAUCAUACCAACAAGGCAGGAUAGAAGUCAAUCAAGAUAUUUGAAAAUUUAUUUAAUAUACGAUUAAAAGAAAGACUUGAACCCAUAAGAAUUAAACAUCAUAUAAAGAAAAAGAGAACUUUAACGUUUAGUUGUUCUGUUUCUAAAAUUCAAAGAGAAAAAAAUGAAAUGCAAUAAAAAAAUCAGGUAUUCCAUAAUGACCUGAACUGAUAUAACAGAUAAAAUUCUGGCUAGGUGCAAGGACGCCAACUGCCAAUGUUUAUUGUUAAGUAUAAGAAAAAUUUAAAUCAUUUAAUAUUUAUAAUACUCCCUUCGAUCUACACUAAUUCAUUUUUUGGUUGUUUUACACAUAGUAAGUAAUUCACCUUUUAUCAUUAAUUAAUAAUAAAAUUGAUUAUAUUAACCUUAAUUUGUUCAUUGGAAGUACAACAAAUACUCCUAAGCUUUUUUACUCCAAGCGCAACUUUAGAAAAAAAAAGUUAAUUCCUUCUUGAUAUUUAAAAAAGUUAAAUAUUAUGGACCACAAAAAAAAAGACCAAAAAAUCAAUUAAAGUGGACCGGAGGAAUCAACUAAAAGAGGUAAUUGAAUUCACCUUUUUUUCUUACAAAAUAUGAGCAAUAUAUGAGUUAGAAUGUUUAACCAUUUCUUUUAUAAUCGUAUAUGAGACAUCAUAUACAAUAAUCGCAACAACAACUUUUUAAUUUGCAAUUGUUUAUUAUUAUAUAACUUCAAAAACAACCUAAAGGUUAGAAAAUUUACCUCAAAAUCACAAGCAAGUUCAUCCCACAGGAUACUACCAAGAGUUUAUGAUAAGGAAUAUGGAAUAGUGACUUCUUUUAAUAAUUUUGGUUUUAAAAUUCUAGAAAACCAAAAAUUGCUUUGCAUCCUACGACAAUUUUGGUAAAAGAAUACUAAACCAUAAGUGACAUUAAUUGCUGGGUGAUUUUGAUGAAAGAACCCUAAACUUAAAGUGACAUUAAAGUGGCUUUUUCACACUAUAAAAAUUAUUGUACAACCGUAAAUAUUUGAAAUAUAGAUUAUUCUUCAAGAAGGAACUUCCAUUUAAUUGAAUAACCCAGUGCACUGGUAAAAUAUAGUUAAACAAAAUCAACGGCAAUUAUGGUAAAAGAAUACUAAAAUUAAAGUGACAUUAAAUUGCCGGCCAGUUUUGGUAAGAAAAUCCUAAGCCAAAUGUGACUUUAACUGCGGGUGGAAAAUUAAAGUGACAUUAAUUGCCGGCCAGUUUGGUAAAGAAAUCCUAAGCCAAAAAUGAUUUUAAUUGCGGAUGUUGAAUCGAGCUUUUUUUUUACACUAUAAUUUAAAUUAUUUAUAUUUACAAUUACAAUAAUAUUCAAUAUAAAAUAUACUUAUUAAGGGUAAAAAAGGCGAAUGACAUUUCGCUAAGUGCCUUCGUGCUUUUAAGAUGACUAGUUUUAGAGUACGUGCGUUGCACGUGUGUGUCGCGUCAAUUUAAAAAAUUUUAUUUAAAAAAAUAAAUUAUGUAAAAUAGUAACAGAUCUUUUAAAUGAUAAAAAGAAUGUUACUACAUUAACACAGUGUUUGAGUUCAAAAUAAUUGGAGCAUUCAACCUGCUUCUAACUUUUUUUUUUUAAUAAUAACAAAAGUUCUUUAUGUAACAUUUAUGGCGCCUUUGAAAAACGUAAACUAAAAUACAAAACGGGGGAGUUACAAAAGUUAUUUUGAAACUAGUAAAGUUGCCCGCGAUGCGCGAUCGAAUAUAAUACCAAUAAAUUUAAGUUUUAUCUAAUUAAAAAAAUUCACGAAAUAUUAAGAAUAUAAAAGACUAAAAUGAAAAUUUAGAAUAAUUUCAUCUUAAGACUACUAAUUACGAAAAUAAAAAUAUUUAAAUUAUAAUUAUUCGUAUAUUAAAAGAUGAUAAUAUAUAAAUGAAAUAUAAACUUUUAUAUUAGCAGAACCGUUGUCUCUUGUCCUGUCAACUUAAAUUUAAUACCUUUCUUGUUUUCGGAGACUACAUACGACCUUGUAUUUAAAAUAAAUAAAUUUAAAACUUUUAUUAUAAAUAUCUAAAAGUAGAUUGUAUAAAUUAAAUAUUUCAAAUUAAUACUUACGAUGUAAUCUAGACAUAAAUUUAGAACACAAUUGAAGUUUAUCUUGACGAAAACAAACCCCUUUGUUGCAAGGGUAUCAGAUAAAACAAAUAACUUUUUCCAGUAAAGUAAUGUAUGCUCUAUACUUGGGUAAGAAAUAUUUUACUCCUGCCCAAAAUAUUAGUUCUCUGUUGGAAAAUGUAUGCUCUAUCAACCAUUCUUUUGGUUCGUUAAAUAAUCUUAUUUAAAAUAAUACAAUAAUUAUCUGUAUGCACAAAAUGUGGAAGCAUGAAUUGAAGGACAAAAUGACAGGUUUGUAAUGACUAAAAAGUACACAUCUGAAACUACAUAAACAUAUGCAAGUUUCCUUUCUAGAAAUAAUACACUCAUACAUACUUAUAACUUCAAUCAUAGUUAUAUAUUUUCAAACCAAAAAUCAAUGAAAAUUGCACCUAUAUUUUUUGUUUUGCACUAAUUAAAGGAUUAAAAUGAAAAGAGAUAGUCCCAGCAGUACAACAAAAAUAUGCAUAAAGAAAACCGGUGAUGCCUUUUGGCGAUACUUCCUGCCGCCGAUUUUUAUUCAACUUUCUGCAUCUUCUUAUUAUAAACGUAACUUAUGUGUAUUUUUUGUUUGUAUGUUUUAUUCAUCACACACAUAUAAAGACCUUAAGUUUGAAUGAAUUAAUAGCAUCCGAUUCUGAAUAGCUUCUUUAUUUACUUAUCAGUAGAGAAAAAAUAACCGCUUCAUAGAGUUUUAAUUUGUUAAAAUCCAAGAAACAUUACAAAAUGAGUUUAUUAUAGUACCGAUCUUCGCACUAAACGUCAAAUGCAGAAAUAAAGUUUCUUCUUUUUUACUAUAUCGAAAAAAAAACAGCCAAUUUAAACCAAUACGAAAUGAGCCAACCCCAAAAAACGAAAAAGGAAAAGAAAAUGCAGCGAGAGUCUUGUGUCAAGCUUAUCACUUCAUGACUUGCGUCAUUACUGUCAAUCAUUCUCAUUGCGAUGCGUCUUUUUAUUUUACGCUUCAUCUGCAUCUAAAUAAUCCAAAAUAAAAUAGUCAACAUUCACUAUUUUUAAAUCAUAAACUUCUAAUAAGCAGAACAUAUGGAAAAGAGAGAAAGUAAGAAAACCUUGAAGUUCAGAAACUGCCAAUAAGAACUUUGCCUUUUUUCAUUUUGUACUUCCUCUGCAUCCCACAAACUAACCAUAGUAGUCAAAUUUCACUAUUCUAAUCAUAAAAUUAGUAUAAAGCAGAAUAUAUUGUAUACGGUCAAAAUAGAUUUCGCCUUUGCUACGUUCGAUCGAGAUCGAGUGGCAAGAAGCCGGAGUAGGAUUUUGGGAGUAAACUCCGAAGACAGUACAAACGAGCCUCGAGUCCAAAGGUUGCUCGAGGAGUCGGCUCGAUAAUCUUAUCGAGCCCGAGCCGUUGCUUCGAGGUCGGAAAUGUACCACGCCCGCCCCGAAGGUCGAAUUCAAGCCAAGACUGAAGAGCCGACCCAAUAACGGGUUCGAGCCAGUAUCGAGUUCGAGCCAGUGUCGAGCUCACAGACAAGAGUCGUUGCAACCGCACCAAGAAAGAGAAUCUUGACGGGAAUCGAGGAAGAGACAAAUCAUCAUGGAUUCUCCACUAUAUGCUUUAUUUUAUUAUUUUGUUAUAAAUAAUGUAAUGACCCUCUAUUAUAAAAGGGGAUCCUUGUAAGCUAAAGAUAUUGAA
Nicotiana tabacum (common tobacco) is the source of this 4994-nucleotide messenger RNA. The record is from RefSeq and is a predicted model, not a curated record. NCBI's taxonomy places the organism in Eukaryota, Viridiplantae, Streptophyta, Magnoliopsida, Solanales, Solanaceae.